UAUAUAGGAGUAAGAAAUACAAUAUUGUUAUUAUGAUUUUUUUUUAGAUUUUCUGCAAAUUACGUAAAUUAGUAUUACUGUACUCCCUUAGGGCUGAGAAGAAAUCCCUAUACUCAUUGCUCUAUAGUACUAUCAGCUUAGGUUGGGUGACUGAUUUGUACGUUUUUCCCGGUCGGCGAUUUUCCGGUGUCCCACGUGACGGCGGAGCUACAGUGGCAGCUCUAACCGAAACCCUAACAUAUUGUACAAUCGGGUUGAAAAUUGGACUGAGUUUAGGCUGCAAUUUCAAAUGAGGGCCCGGUUAAUUGGAUGACCAUCUCUCUCCCCAUCUACAGCAUAUAAAAGUCUUCAUUGAUGGCUGAAAUCAAAGAACGCUUGCUUCCACCAAAACCUGCAUCAGCAGCAAAUCUUAGAGAAGUAUCUUAUAGGCCGCCUACCUCUGGUCGUCAACCUUUUCAAGGUAUAGAUGUCUUGGGUCUUAAGAAGCGAGGUCAAGGACUUCGAUCAUGGAUUCGGGUUGAUACAUCUGGCAAUUCCCAGGUCAUUGAGGUGGACAAGUUCACUAUGAUGCGUCGUUGCGACCUUCCAGCUCGUGAUCUACGUCUAUUAGAUCCAUUGUUUGUUUACCCAUCAACAAUCCUUGGCAGGGAGAAGGCAAUUGUUGUAAAUCUUGAGCAGAUUCGAUGUAUCAUUACAGCUGAUGAGGUUCUCCUAUUAAAUUCUCUCGACAGCUAUGUCCUGCAGUAUGUAGUGGAGCUGCAGCGACGGUUGCAAGCUGCAGGAGCAGGUGAGGUUUGGCAGUCAGAAGGUGAGUUGAGCAGAAGAAGAGGAGGCAGGAAUAUUGAGAAUAUGUUUGGCAAUCCAUCACCGGAUUAUUUGCCCUUUGAAUUCCGCGCGCUUGAAGUUGCACUGGAGGCAGCUUGUACUUUUCUUGAUUCUCAGGCAGCAGAACUAGAGAUUGAAGCAUACCCAUUGUUGGAUGAACUUACAUCUAAAAUUAGUACCUUGAAUUUGGAACGAGUUCGUAGAUUGAAAAGCAGGCUUGUUGCUUUGACUCGUAGAGUUCAGAAGGUUAGAGAUGAAAUAGAGCAGCUUAUGGAUGAUGAUGGGGACAUGGCUGAGAUGUAUCUCACUGAGAAGAAAAGCCGGAUGGAAUUGUCUUGCUAUGGAGAUCAAUCAUUGCUUGGCUACAGGUCAACAGAUGGUGCGUUGUCUUUGUCUGCUCCAGUUUCCCCUGUUUCCUCACCCCCUGAGAGCAGGAGGCUUGAAAAAAGCUUGAGCAUAGCAAGAAGCAGGCAUGAAAGCAUGAGAAGUUCGGAAAGUGGCGCUGAAACUCAGAGUAUAGAAGAGCUGGAGAUGCUCUUGGAGGCUUAUUUUGUUGUCAUUGACAGCACUCUCAACAAGUUGACAUCGUUGAAGGAGUAUAUUGAUGAUACCGAAGAUUUCAUCAACAUUCAACUGGAUAAUGUCCGGAAUCAGCUUAUACAAUUUGAGCUGCUACUUACAACUGCGACCUUUGUGGUUGCCAUCUUUGGGGUUGUGGCAGGAAUUUUUGGGAUGAAUUUUGAAAUACCAAUGUUUAAUCAACCAAAUGCAUUUAAAUGGGUCUUAAUAAUUACAGGUGUAACUGGAGCAGUGAUAUUCUUUGCAUUUUUGUGGUUCUUCAAAUAUCGAAGGUUGAUGCCACUGUAGAUGCUCGGGCACAGCUAAUUGAGAAUACACCCAGUGCAAGUAAAAGAGGACGGCCUGCUGGUGAUAUUUUUCGAAAGGCAUUUGACAAUGGAUCCUAUUUGUGGAAUAAAUACACAGCUUACAAGAAAUAAGCUUCUUCAGAGAAGACCAGUAUCUGUCAAUGCUAUGUACCAGAAAAGCUGAUAGAUCUACUGAAUCAUUUGAUAUUCAUACCUCUACCCCUUGUAGCCUAAUGGUAGUUUCAAAGUUGUAGUACAUUACACAUUAUAAUACUAGGCAUUUGUAUUCUUGGAGUUCAAAAGAAUGAAAAUGGGUCAUUCUUAUCGUAAGCCAA
Solanum dulcamara is the source of this 2026-nucleotide messenger RNA. Its product is annotated as magnesium transporter MRS2-1-like. Lineage: Eukaryota; Viridiplantae; Streptophyta; Magnoliopsida; Solanales; Solanaceae. Bases 355 to 1692 code for a protein of 445 amino acids. Gene Ontology annotation, molecular function: magnesium ion transmembrane transporter activity. The record is from RefSeq and is a predicted model, not a curated record. Gene Ontology annotation, cellular component: membrane. Gene Ontology annotation, biological process: magnesium ion transport; transmembrane transport. The transcript has 6 exons.